This is a messenger RNA of Rhodamnia argentea, 1359 nucleotides long. RefSeq names its product 2-alkenal reductase (NADP(+)-dependent)-like. NCBI's taxonomy places the organism in Eukaryota, Viridiplantae, Streptophyta, Magnoliopsida, Myrtales, Myrtaceae. The transcript is spliced from 5 exons. Gene Ontology annotation, molecular function: 2-alkenal reductase [NAD(P)H] activity. The record is from RefSeq and is a predicted model, not a curated record. The coding region runs from base 200 to 1246 and encodes 348 amino acids. Gene Ontology annotation, biological process: response to oxidative stress.
CCUCAUAAACUGUCCCCACCUCCUGACGUACAAUGAAUGCGAAACAAAAAGGUCACGUUUUUCUGCCGCGCAACGCUUCUUCACGCGUCCCACGCUCAGCUGAGUCGCUAGGAAACGGUACCGACGUUCGCACUCCACGCCUGCUCAUCUUCUCUCUUCUGGGUGUUUCGAGUUCCGUCGAAUAGAGCAGCGAAGAGCGAUGGCGGGUGAGAAUGGGGAGGUGGUGAGGAACAAGCAAGUGAUAUUCAAGGGCUACGUGAGUGGUUUCCCCAAGGAGACGGACAUGGAGGUGCGCGAAUCGACCAUGAAGUUGCGUCUCCCGGAGGGAUCGAACGGCCUCCUUGUGAAAAAUCUCUACUUGUCCUGCGAUCCUUACAUGAGGACCCGCAUGGCGAAGCUCGAUUUCCUGACUUAUGUCGAUUCCUUCAGACCUGGUUCGCCUAUUACUGGAUAUGGAGUAGCUAGAGUUUUGGAAUCUGGGCAUCCAAACUUCAAGAAAGGCAACUUGCUUUGGGGAAUCACUGGAUGGGAGGAGUAUAGUCUAAUUACUGCGCCGGAGACUUGCUUUAAGAUUGAACACACCGAUGUUCCUCUGUCCUACUAUACUGGCCUUCUGGGUAUGCCAGGCAUGACGGCUUAUGUCGGGUUUUUCGAGGUAUGCUCUCCAAAGAAAGGGGAGACUGUUUUCAUAUCGGCGGCGGCGGGAGCCGUAGGUCAGCUUGUUGGCCAGUUUGCUAAGUUGUUUGGUUGUUAUGUUGUUGGCAGUGCCGGUAGCAGAGAGAAGGUUGAUUUGCUGAAGAACAAGCUUGGAUUCAACGAUGCUUUCAACUACAAGGAGGAACCGGAUCUGGAUGCAGCACUGAAAAGAUGCUUACCCGAGGGGAUCGAUAUCUACUUCGAAAAUGUCGGUGGAAAGAUGCUUGAUGCGGUGCUGCUCAGCAUGAAAAUUCAUGGCCGAAUCGCAGCAUGUGGAAUGAUCUCACAGUACAACCUCCAGCAGCCCGAAGGCGUACACAACUUGAUGAACGUUGUGUUUAAGGGGAUUCGAAUGCAAGGUUUCUUGGUGUUCGACUACUAUCAUCUCUACCCGAAGUUCCUGGAGAAGGUUUUGCCUCAGAUAAAAGAGGGAAAGAUUGUGUACGUGGAAGACACCGUUGAAGGGCUCGAGAACGGUCCGGCAGCUCUCGUCGGGCUGUUCUCCGGCCGCAAUGUCGGGAAACAAGUGGUAGUGGUUUCUCGCGAGUGAGUCAGCUUUAUGUGAUCGAAAUGUGUCUUCUUGUACUGUGUCGUUGCUUUUACAUAAGACUGGUUUGACAUACUAAAUUGUUACGAUUAAUGCAGAAUAUGCAUGAACAAAUA